GGAAUAUCUCUUUGAACGAACUAAACAUCAGUGAAGAAAAUACAAACGGUCAACCGGGUAAUUAAUUCAGGCAGUAGCGGGUCUUUUCAACAUUUAUUUUGUCUUUUGCGCGGCUGUAAUGUCUGAUGAGGAAGAGGAUUAUAUGUCCGAUGCAUUUCUCACUAAAAUACAAGAUGUGAAACCAGGUGUCAGCAUGGUGAGGCGGGUAAAAGAAGCUAUGAAAAAGGAGACACAGCAAAAGGAGACGAACAUCAGGAACCGCCAGAAGACUUUCAAGGAGCAGGAGAAAGAAAGUAGAGAAGCAGCUUUACAAAACUCCAUUAGCAACGAGAACAAGGGAUUUGCACUUCUGCAGAAAAUGGGUUACAAAGCUGGCCAAGGCCUUGGGAAGAAAGGGGCAGGGAGGGUUGAUCCAAUUCCUCUAAAUAUCAAAACUGACAGAGGUGGCAUUGGAAUGGAGGAGGUGAAGAAAAGAAAAGCUGAGGAGGAACUUGAACAUUAUCGGCAGAAAGUACGAGCCAAACAACAGAAUGAGACAAAAUCUCUGGAAGAUUUUAGGUCAAGAGUAAGGACAGAGAGAGAGGAGCGAAAGAUUGAAGGAGAUCUCAGAAGGAGUCAGAGAGCCUGUGAGCAGCUUGACAGUCAGAAGGGCAUCACUGUCCCCAGGGAAGACUGGUACUGGCCUAAAGCAGAGACUGAUGAUGAGGAAGAUGGUCUUGAGGAGGAGGAGGAGGAGGAGGAGGAGGAGGAGGAGGAAGGGAAGGAGGAGAUUGUGGAAUUAACGUCCUUUGACAAACUGCAAAUUAUGACAUCCUAUUUGAGAGGAAUCCAUUUUUACUGCAUAUGGUGUGGGACUACUUAUAACGAUGAAGAGGACUUGUGCUCUAACUGUCCCGGGGAUACAGCAGCAGACCACGAAUGAAUUUAUAGAAUAAGUUUCCAAAAACAAGCAGUAAGAAAGGACACCUUUUAAUAUUUAUAUUUUGAAAAGAUUUUUGAGACAUGUUUCAAGAGCAAUUGCAUACCUUCCAUACCUUUUGAUAAUUUUUUUUCAGAAUUAUAACUUGUUAUCUAAUCUAUUGUUUUAUUUUCGCUACUUAUAUUACAAUACAUUGCUUUUAGUUAACAAAAUGUAAAAUGUCAUACUCCCUAACUCUCUAAUCUGUAUGUUGUGCUCAGUUGUGAGUAUAUAUGGGUGAGAAAUUAUUUUUAUUAUUUCAAUAUCUUAUGGUGUUACCACUGAUUACAUUACUGUUACCUAAAAUUGUAUUUCUUUCAGUUGUGUCUCUGAAGUGCUGAAACAUGAUAUAAAGUUGGACAGUACUGUG
This is a messenger RNA of Micropterus salmoides (largemouth bass), 1328 nucleotides long. It is a transcript of the gene gpatch11, whose product is annotated as G patch domain containing 11. Gene Ontology annotation, cellular component: kinetochore. Bases 119 to 922 code for a protein of 267 amino acids. Lineage: Eukaryota; Metazoa; Chordata; Actinopteri; Centrarchiformes; Centrarchidae. The record is from RefSeq and is a predicted model, not a curated record. The transcript has 8 exons. Gene Ontology annotation, molecular function: nucleic acid binding.